GCCAGCGCCGGCCCCCACCGGCACAAGCGCUUAACGCGGGGCUCCCUCUGAGUCCCCACGUCCUGAAGCUUCAGAUCGCUCCCCUGCUGGGGUGCCGUCCCUGGCCCGGCCCUGCUGCGGGGAGGGGGCUCGGCCCCGCGGCCCUCCUGCCUCUGCGGCCCAUUCAUCUUCUGCUCGUCCCUCCCCGGCCGCGCAUCGCGUUCCCGCAGCCGCGUCCGCGCGCUCAUUCACCGCCUGCUUCGGCGCGGCGGGCGGGCGGUGGGCGGACCUGGCCGUCCCCGCCCCAUCCUCGUCCCGGCUCCGUCCCCGUCCAGGUCCCGUCCCCAGCCCCAGCUCCGUCCCCUGCGCCCCGCGCCCGGCUCCGUCCCCUGCGAGCUGGGACUGGGACCGGGAAUGCGGGGCUGGCGGCGCAACCUCGCGUUCUGCCUGCAGCGGCUGCCGGACGAAGACGACCGGCCUUACUGCAAAGGGGGCCAGGACAGGGGCGGUGCUGACGGGGGCUUGGCCUGCCGCAGACAGAGCAUCCCAGAGGAGUGCCGUGGUGUCACUGUGGUGGAGCUGACCAAGAGCGAGGGCAGCACGCUGGGACUGACAGUCUCAGGAGGCACCGACAAGGAUGGGAAGCCCAGGGUCUCCAGCCUCAAGCCCGGGGGUCUUGCGGCCAGGAGUGACCUGCUGACCGUGGGUGACCACAUCCGGUCGGUGAAUGGCAUCCACCUGGCCCGGCUACGCCACGAUGAGAUUGUUGCCCUGCUGAGGAACGUGGGCGAGCGCGUGGUGCUGGAGGUGGAGUAUGAGCUGCCCCUGCCCGCCCUGGAGAACAACCCCAGGAUCAUCUCAAAGAUGGUAGACAUCUCCCUCUACAAGGAGGGCAACAGUUUCGGCUUUGUUCUCCGAGGAGGUGCCCAUGAAGACCUGCACAAGUCCCGCCCGCUCGUCCUGACAUAUGUGCGGCCAGGGGGCCCGGCUGACAGGGAAGGCUCCCUGAAGGCGGGUGACCGGCUGCUCAGUGUGGACGGCAUCCCGCUGCAUGGGGCCAGUCACGCCAGUGCCCUGGCCACCCUGCAGCAGUGCGGCCACGAGGCGCUCUUCCGGGCAGAGUAUGAUGUGACUGCCCCAGACUCUGUGGCCGGGAUGUCUGGGCCACUGGUGGUGGAGAUCUCGAAGAUGCCAGGGUGUGCCCUGGGCAUCUCGCUCACUGCUGGCUGCCACUGGAACAAGCCCGUCAUCACGAUCGACCGCAUCAAGCCGGCCAGUGUAGUGGACAGGAGCGGGGCCCUGCGCGUGGGGGACCACAUCCUGUCUAUCGACGGCACCAGCACCGAGUGCUGCUCCCUGCAAGAUGCCACCAAGCUGCUGGCCGGCAUGGCAGAGAAGGUGCGGCUGGAGGUCCUGCCUGCACCCCAGAGCCGGUGGCCCCCACAGCCCGUGGAUGCAGUGAAGGUACAGAGGUGUGAACCCCCUGGCUGGGAUCCCCACGCGCCCUCCUGCCAUAGCCCGCGGCCCACCUGGGGCCCAGAGCAGAGCCGAGCCCUGUCCUCCAGCCCUUUUUCCUCAUCGCCCGUGGACCAUGCCUCUCCCCGCACGCACCCCAUCACUCUGCCUCGAGGACCCCCUCCCGGGAGCCCACGUGCCACUCCGGGGCGCAGGAGGCCGCGCAGGAGGGAACACAGGAGCUCGAUGUCCCUGGCGUCCAGCAUGGUGGGGCCCGGCGGGCAGAUUGUGCACGUGGAGACCACGGAGGUGGUGCUGUGUGGGGAUCCCCUCGGUGGCUUUGGCCUCCAGCUCCAGGGUGGUAUCUUUGCCACUGAGACUUUGUCAUCCCCGCCCCUUGUGCGCUUCAUCGAGCCCGAUAGCCCAGCAGAGAGGUGUGGGCUGCUGCAGGUGGGCGACCGCGUCCUGGCCAUCAACGGUGUCGCCACUGAGGACGGGACCAUGGAAGAGGCCAAUCAGAUGCUUCGGGAUGCCGCACUGGCCCACAAGGUCAUGCUGGAGGUGGAGUUCGAUGUGGCGGAGUCCGUCUUACCCAGCAGUGGCACCUUCCACGUGAAGCUGCCCAAGAGGCGUGGUGUGGAGCUGGGCAUCACCAUCAGCUCAGCCAGCAGGCGGCGCGGCGAGCCCCUCAUCAUCUCUGACAUCAAGAAGGGCAGUGUGGCACACAGGACGGGCACCCUGGAGCCAGGCGACAAGCUGCUGGCCAUUGACAAUGUGCGGUUGGACGACUGCCCCAUGGAGGAGGCCGUGCGCAUCCUGCGGCAGUGUGAGGACCUGGUGAGGCUGAAGGUCCGCAAGGACGAGGACAACUCCGACGAACAGGAGGCCACGGGUGCCGUGAGCUACACGGUGGAGCUGAAGCGCUACGGGGGCCCGCUGGGCAUCACCAUCUCGGGCACCGAAGAGCCCUUUGACCCUAUCAUCAUCUCGGGCCUCACCAAGCGGGGGCUGGCCGAGAGGACAGGUGCCAUCCAUGUGGGGGACCGAAUCUUGGCCAUCAACAGCGUCAGCCUCAAGGGCCGGCCGCUGAGUGAGGCCAUCCACCUGCUGCAGGCAGCUGGCGAGACCGUCACGCUGAAGAUCAAGAAGCAGCUAGAGGAGCGCCUGCUCAUGCCCCGAAAGUCAGGCAGUGUCAGUGAGGCCAGUGACACCGAAGAGGACCCACCUGAAGCCCUGAAGGCUGGCGCUCUGGCUACUCGCUUCCCGUCCACAGUGUGCAGCGUGGACAGUGCCGUGGAGUCCUGGGACAGCUCCGCCACUGAGAGUGGCUUUGGAGGCCCAGGUGCCUAUACCCUGCAGGCAGCCGUCCGGGGUGCAGCCUCCCAGCAGUGGCGGCACAGCAGGCCUCGGGGCAGCCCCCUACCCAGGGAGCCCCGGAGAACGAGCUACACCCCAGGCCCCAGGGAGCAGUGCUUCCUUGAGGACGAGGAUGAUGACUGGGGGCCACCCUCGAGCCCCACCCCUGUCCCUGGCCCCGGCCCCAGCCAAGAGAGGGGCUUCUGGCCAGCACUGGGAGAGGCCCUGGAGGACCUGGAGUCCUGCGGUCAGUCGGAGCUGCUCAGGGAGCUGGAGGCCUCCAUCAUGGCAGGCUCCGUGCCCAGCGCAGUCCUGGAGGGCGGACCUGGGCCCCGGGUCUGGAGGGGCACACGGGAGCUUCGCACAUCUGCAGAGGAGCUGUGUGAGCUGCUGCUCCCCACGGCGCUGGAGAUGCACAAGGUGACGCUGCACAGAGACUCCACAAGGCGAGACUUCGGCUUCAGCGUGUCCGACGGCCUCCUAGAGAGGGGUGUCUAUGUGCACACUGUGCGCCCUGGUGGGCCGGCCCAGCAUGGGGGCCUGCGGCCCUUUGACCGGGUCCUGCAGGUCAACCAUGUCCGCACGAGGGACUUUGACUGCUGCCUGGCAGUGCCACUCCUGGCCGAGGCGGGUGACGUCUUGGAGCUGGUGAUCAGCAGAAACCCGCUAGCCCCAGGCAACCGGGCCCCGAAGGCACCAGGCCCCCGAAGCCCCCGGAUGCUCUGAAGCCAGGGAGAUCCCGACCUCAGAGCCACUGAGGACCUCUAUGGGGCUGGCUAGGGAUGUGGGAACCCCACUGUCCAUCCAUUGGGCUGGAAGACUCUGUGUUCUCCAAUCCCAUGGUAGAUGGGGUACACGGGGUGAGGUCCCUGUCACAGCAGGAGUGACAUCUGGACCCCUCCCACAGGCUGGGACGGGGCUCAUCCAGGAAGAGAGGCUUGGGCCUCUGGGCCCUGAGGGCCUUCCCAGAAGGGCCAUGUGGAGAGCAGCCAGGAGCUUGCAGGGAGUGAGCUCCAGUCACAGGAGCUGAGCAAGUCGAAGAUGGACAUUGGUGAAGUUAGGGGUCAAAGUGUGGCCCACAUGGGUUCAGGGUCAGCUUCCUGAUGGAGCCACUGCAUCAGAGGCCCCGCACCCAGGACGCACCCAAGGCAGGGCUGUGCUUCCUGCUCUGGGCCCCCAGAAGGGGACUGAAGUCAAUGAGUGACUGUCUCAGCAUCUGGGACUUGAGAGAGGUUGUCAUCCCAGGGAGGCUUGGCACCAGGCUUGAGGGUGCCCUCUGCUGGCUGUGUCAACCUCUCUGUGGGCAGAAUCUGUUGGGGACAAAAGACCAGGAGGUUCCAGUCAGUCACCUGCCCCCUCGAGGAGGACAGGGAAACAGCGAGGAACCAGUGCGCCUUAGUGAAGGCACAGCUCCCCCAGGGCCAGAGCAGAGCAAGUAGCCCAGAGCCAGGUGGAGGAGAGGAGGUGUCCUCUGUCGCCUGUGAAGUUCAUGCCCUCUGGAAUCCGGAAGCACAGGGCCCCUACGACCUCAGCCCAUGGAGCCUUUUUCAUUUUGAGAUGGGCAUGGGUGGGGCUGCUCUGGGAUGGCUCUGCCCCAGCUGACUGUUAGGGUCUUGGGAAGGCAGGGCACCUGCCCCACCUUCUCCACCCAGACUGCUCUGGGAGCCCAGAACUCAUUUCCGCUGUGGGGACAGGUGGGGUCAUGGAUUCAGUCCUUGGCUGGGUGACCCCCUAGUCACAUUCUGUGCUGGACAAUCGAGGUAACAGUCUGAACAGUUACCGGCUUCCAAUCACAGCCAGGACCCCACCCUGUUCCCCCAACUCAGUCAGCUCCCCAAGUGCCCCUGAAGGUCCUUCAUACCUGUGACCAGCUUGCCCAGGUCUCUGAGCAGAAGCCAGGAGCCCCCUCGAGAGCUGGGGAUCGCACAGUCUGGGCAGGGGGCUCAGCCUCUCCAGGCCUCUGCUGAGGGACAGGGCUGAAGUGGACACAUUCCCAGAGCUGGCAGCGGCGUGGGGACACUGCUGGGAUGAGGCCUCAGGCUGGGGGUGAGGGAGGAUGUGUCCCUCGCCCGCCGCCCUGCCAUCCUUGGGUGUAUGCCCUGUGGUCCUCCAGACAUAUGCAACUGGCCUACAGCAGGCAGAGCUUCAGCCACGGCCAGCGGCCUACCCUUCUGGUAUGCAAUACCCUGCUUCUCCUGGGGCUGUCCCGACCACUCCCUGUCUCCCCUGCACCUGCCUGCUAUGCACUUGAGGACCGCUGUGGCCCAUCCUACCCCCAAAGCUGUAUUUUUCUUUGGCUGGGACUAGAGCAGAUUCCUUGUAAAGUAUUUUUGUACUCAGUUUCUUAGGGCUCUGGGAAGCACAGCCCACUGGGCCAAGGCUGCCUGUGGUUUGCUUGGGGCCCGUAUGCGAACCUCGGGGCAGUGCUGUUGGGGUGACUUUUUAAAAUAAAAUUAUUUCAGUGU
Messenger RNA from Heterocephalus glaber (naked mole-rat), 5255 nucleotides. It is a transcript of the gene Grip2, whose product is annotated as glutamate receptor interacting protein 2. Gene Ontology annotation, biological process: neurotransmitter receptor transport, endosome to postsynaptic membrane. The record is from RefSeq and is a predicted model, not a curated record. Gene Ontology annotation, molecular function: protein binding. NCBI's taxonomy places the organism in Eukaryota, Metazoa, Chordata, Mammalia, Rodentia, Bathyergidae.